Messenger RNA from Polistes canadensis, 2026 nucleotides. Its product is annotated as mitochondrial genome maintenance exonuclease 1-like. Bases 199 to 1614 code for a protein of 471 amino acids. Gene Ontology annotation, cellular component: mitochondrion. NCBI's taxonomy places the organism in Eukaryota, Metazoa, Arthropoda, Insecta, Hymenoptera, Vespidae. Gene Ontology annotation, biological process: mitochondrial DNA replication. Gene Ontology annotation, molecular function: single-stranded DNA exodeoxyribonuclease activity. The transcript has 4 exons. The record is from RefSeq and is a predicted model, not a curated record.
CUAUUAAAUGUAGGUUAGGAUGAAAUAAUUUGUAAAUUUGUUAUUUUUAAAAAUUUGUCGUUAAACAUAUUUGUUAUUUUCAUCUAAGUGUACAAUGAUAACGAAAUAUAUAAUACAGUUAAUAAGAGUGUUUUACUUAAAUAUUUGUUUAUCAUUAAUUAUAAAUGAAAUUUGUGUUUACUAUUAAUUAAUAAUAAUAUGAAGAGUUUAAAAAUCUUAUUAUGUUGUCAUAGAUGUUUCAUAUUUCCUUGCAAUAUAAAUACAUUAAUCUUUAAUUGUAAUAGUAAUUCUGCAAAUAUAUUUAAUGGAAAUCGUAGAAAUACUAAACUGCAUCAGAAAAAUAGAGAAGAUAAGUAUAUGUUUGGACCAAUGAAAAGAAAGAAAAAAGAGACAUUGACAAAAUCAAUAGUCGAUUUAAAAAAGGAAAACGUAUCAAUGGAUUCAGAACUAUGGUGGAAUUUAAAAGUUAAUAGAUCUAGGAUGAAUUUGAUUCGGUUUACAUCACAAACUCAUAUUAACACAAUAGCCAGUAUGAAAUGUAAUAAAAGUUAUGCAAAGAAUCUUCUGCUUGAUUGCAAUGAAAAUAAUGUUGCAUCCAAAAGCAAGGAAAGUAAUAUUAAAAGUAAAAAAAGUAAAGAUAUUAGAAGAAGAAAAAAUAUAACCGAUAAAAAAUGUAGCAGUAAUAAUAAAGAUAAUAGCAAAAAUAAUAAAGAUGACAGCAAAAAUAAUAAAGAUGAUACCAAAAAUAAUAAAGAUGAUAGAAAAAAUAAUAAAGAUGAUACCAAAAAUAAUAAAGAUGAUAGCGUUUCAACAAAAACUAUUCCUAAUGAGUUAGAAGCUCCACAACCAAAGAAUGAGAAAUUAGUAGAUGUACAUAUAAUUAAAUCAAGUCGCUUUCCAAUUUUUACUGAACAGCAAAAGAUUCCAAAAGCGCUAAAACAAUCAGAAGUAUUAUCCCUCUCUCUGAAAGACGAUCCAGAAAUUCUUUAUUAUCCAUCUGUUACUAAAAUUUUAUCUGAAACUAUGUCUCCGGAAGCUCAAAAACUUUUAAAUUUGUGGAAAAACAAACUUAUAAAAGAAAUGGGAGAAGAGAAAUUCAAUGAGUAUCAACAAGAGCUACUGAACAAUGGAAAAAUAUUUCAUUCUUGUAUAGAAGAUACUUUAUACGGGAGAGAAGUCGAUAUACCUGAACAUAUUCUUCCAGCUUAUAAUAGUUUAAGUAGUAUUAUAAAUGAAUUAGAAGAUAUUAAAGCAGUCGAAUCGUUUGUUUCCCAUAAGGGUUUGUGCUACAAAGGAAAAGUCGAUUGUAUAGCAACAUACAGGGGCAAAUUAUGCGUUAUUGAUUGGAAAAAAUCGGACAAAGAUAAAAAAAAAUUAAAUUUAACUUAUGAUGCACCGAUACAACUUGCCGCUUAUGUAGGUGCUAUUAAUUCCUCCAAAAGUUAUCCAUUUUCGAUCCACUAUGCCAUGAUAGUUGUCGGUUACACAACGGGAAAACCUGCGGACAUAUUUUUUUUAUCAGACCAUCAUUUAAAUGAACAUUGGUAUAGAUGGUUAGCAAAACUUAAAAAUUAUUGGCAUAAUGUUAAAAACCAAAACAAUUGCUCGGAUUAAAAUAUAACUGUUAUUAUAUAAUAACAAACAAAUAAAAGUCGAUAAUUUAGCACAUUUCAAGCCGAUCACUAAAAUUGAACAACGUGGGAACCAUUAGUAACAUGAACGGGUGGUCUGCUGAAGAAACAAAAGAUAAAAACCGUGUGCUAUUGACUCCAGAAAGGCAAUAAAAAGAUGUGACCUCUUUGAUAGUAUUAAAUAAGUGUGAGAAAGUGAGGAAGUACUCUCCCUUUUGGGAAAGUAGAAAGAUAUAAUAAACAAAUAAAACAAAGAACAAUCGUAUAACGUCUGAUUUUUUGUGUAAUUAUUUUUACGAGUAGAAUACACCUGUAGAGAUUGACAGAGAUUCACUCGACUCAUUUUGUAUAUCUCGGAAUAUAAUAUAGAAAUAAUAAAGUGAAUUAUUUCAAUC